This is a messenger RNA of Triplophysa dalaica, 9694 nucleotides long. It is a transcript of the gene bptf, whose product is annotated as bromodomain PHD finger transcription factor. The coding region runs from base 547 to 9135 and encodes 2862 amino acids. The transcript is spliced from 32 exons. Gene Ontology annotation, biological process: regulation of transcription by RNA polymerase II. Lineage: Eukaryota; Metazoa; Chordata; Actinopteri; Cypriniformes; Nemacheilidae. Gene Ontology annotation, molecular function: zinc ion binding; RNA polymerase II cis-regulatory region sequence-specific DNA binding. The record is from RefSeq and is a predicted model, not a curated record. Gene Ontology annotation, cellular component: NURF complex.
GCUUUCAGUACGUUACACUGACAUCAACCCGUCACAGUGAUCCCUUGAUCUGGACGAACCGACUGAAGUAACACGUAGAGGGAAACCGAGCAUUUAAACGAGCCAGCGGCAGAUAACAAUACCCGCUGCCACGGAACCGCCAUUAAAUCAUCAAACCCGCGUACGAAACUCGUUUCCCGCUCUCGAUGAGAGAAAGAAAGCAUCGCGCACUCUAGCAGUUCGUCGACAAACUGCAAAAUAAAACAAAAUUCGUGGUACAAAAAAAGUAGCGAGCGCUCGCGGGUCACGUGACUCCAGCACUAGGCCUGCUGUCUGUUGUCAGUGGACGGAGAGAGAGGAAGGAACAUGGCGGCUACGAGCGACCCAAAGCGGGGCGCCGGGCGUACGUUUUGAGCAUUCCGACGUUAACCGAGACCGGGGCUCCGCGGGACUGGUGCAUCAACACCUACGCGAGAUCGACUUAACGGUGGUGCCCGAAAUCCCGGGUUUUAUGCGCGUAGGGAGCGCGCAAAACGCGAAACUGAAGAGAAUAGAUUUUUAUCCAUAAUGAGGGGGAGACGAGGCAGGCCGCCCAAAACCCUGCUGAUGCAGGAGCCCUCAUCGGGGCCGGUGCGCGGUCUGAGACCCCGUCGGAGUUUAAAGCCGAAGCAUAGAGGGACCUCGGAUGACGAUUUUGUCAGCCCUAAACGAGGAACCCAUCACCAUUCGUCGCGAGGCCGGAGGAAAGCGCGAUCCGCGGGUUCGAGGGGCAGGGGGAGAGGCAGAGGAUCGGGCAGAGGCAGGGGACGGCGCAUCGCCUCCAGCGGGGUGGUUUACGACGACCACGAAAGCGACGAAGACGACGAGGACGCGGUCAGUUUGAGGUCCGAGGAGGACGACUUCGUCGAGGAGCGUCUGUCGGAUGAUGAUGAAGAAGACGACGAGGAGGAGGCGGCCAUCAACGAUGAGUCGGACUACCUGGAGGAGCUGGUGGAAGAGGAUGAAGAUGAUGCGAGUUACUGCACGGAGAGCAGCCACGGCAGCGCCGCGGGUCGAAGAAGGCCAAGACCAAGACGGCCACCGUCUCCAAUUCUGGAACAGAAAGAGAUCCCGUUUUUGGAGUUGCCCAGUACCUCCGAAGAUCUUCUCAUUCCCAACGAGCAGCUUCUCAAUGCCUCUGCUAUUUAUGAGGUCCUUCGCAGUUUUAGCACCGUCUUGCGUCUCUCUCCGUUCAGGUUUGAGGACUUCUGUGCCGCUCUGUUAGCGCAAGAGCAGUGCACGUUAAUGGCAGAGACGCAUAUUUCUCUGCUGAAAGCUAUCUUAAGAGAAGAGGACACUUCCAACACCACCUUCGGACCCGCAGACCUUAAGGACAGCGUCAACUCCACGCUCUACUUCAUAGACGGCAUGACCUGGCCAGAGGUAGUGCGCUCGUACUGCGAGAGUGACCCGGAGUAUCACCACGUCCUGCCGGACCUGGAGGGCGAAGACUACCCGUUCAGCCCUCUGGAGAGUAAAGUCAAGGUCUUGCAGUUUCUAGUCGACCAGUUUCUCACCACCAACCUCGCCCGCGAGGAGCUGAUGUCCGAGGGGGUCAUUCAGUACGACGACCAUUGUAGGGUGUGCCACAGGCUGGGCGAUUUGCUGUGCUGCGAGACCUGCUCGGCUGUGUAUCACCUGGAGUGUGUGAAGCCACCUCUGGAGGAGGUGCCCGAGGACGAGUGGCAGUGUGAGAUUUGUGUGGCACACAAAGUGCCGGGCGCCACGGACUGUUUGACGGAGUUUCAGAAAAGCCGUCCGUACAUCCGACAGGAGCCAAUUGGUUAUGACCGGCAUCAGAGGAAAUACUGGUUUCUUAACCGGAGGAUUGUUGUAGAGGAGGACGGUGAUGAUGAAAAUAAGAAGACGUGGUACUACAGCACUAAAGUCCAGCUGGGCGAGUUGUUGGAGCUUCUGGAUAAGGAGUACUGGGAGAAUGAUCUCUGCUCUGUUCUGGAGGAGAUGAGAGAGGAGUUUCAUACUCACAUGGACAUUACGGAGGAGCUCACCAACAAGGCUCGUGGGAAUAGCAGGGCUUACCUCACUAUUGCAAAUGAUGUGAUUCUGGACCGUCUGAAGACCAAGCAGGAGGCGGAGCUUGAGGAGGUGAAACGACGGGCGGCCGAGGAGGCUCAGAAGGCCAGACAGGAAGCAGACUCAGGCUCUGGUGAACCAGGAGGUAUUGAUGAUAUGAGUCCUGCCAACGGAUCAUGUUCAAAACAAGAAUCAAGUGAUGGAAACACAACGAAUGAGGAGACAUCUGCUAACGCUACAGACGGUCAGGCUGAGGAAGAGGGUAAAACUGUAGCUUCUGAGACAGUCGCAACAUCUAAAACCGACACCCAGAGUCCCACUGGGAAUGCCAGGAGUUUGUCUUCCGCUGGGGAGGAGAAGAGUGAAGGAGUGGAUGGGGUAAAAGAGUUGGCAGGUAAAAGCUCAGAGUCUGAUGGUCACGGUGAAGGGUCUUCUGUAUUGAUGGGUGAACCUCCUGCCACAGCGGACGACAACAGCUGCAGCAGUAAUUUCUCCAUCUCUGAAUGCCUGCGAGAUCCGGAAGAACCCGACCUGGCGGACCGGUCUUCGCAGUCUUCUUUAAACAGCCAUGAAGAUGCAGGUGAUAAUAAAGCUAAUGGAGAUGGUGUAAAGACGGGAGCCUCACGCAUGGUUACGCGACUCCGCAACCCUGAUAGCAAGCUAAGCCAACGCAGGGUGAUGCAGGAUAAGGACUGCAGCUCUCAGGAUGGAAGUAAAGCACUUAAAGAGUCUUCGCCACUUUCCUUCGGCAUGAUUAAGAGAGAUUCAUCGAAGCAGGGCGUAAGCAGCAGCUUUUUCAAAUUGGGCAAUGAGGGAAAAUUCCGCGUCUACCACAACCAGUACAGCACGAACACGCUUGCGCUGAACAAACACCAGCACCGCGAGGACCACGACAAACGCAGACAUCUCUCCCACAAGUUCUGCAUGACCCCUGCUGGUGAAUUCAAGUGGAAUGGAUCGCUCUACGGCUCAAAGGCGCUGAUCGUGUCUACGCUAAGGUUGACCAUCAUCCAGCUCGAGAACAAUGUCCCUGCGCCAUUCCUGCAUCCAAACUGGGCUCACACAGGCAAGUCUCACAAGUCAAACUGGAUAAAAGCUGUUCAGAUGUGCAGCAAGGCGAGAGAGUUUGCUUUAGCGUUGGCCAUUCUUGAAUGUGCAAUCAAACCCGUGGUCAUGCUCCCGAUGUGGAAGGAUUCUCUGGGUCACACGAGACUUCAUCGUAUGACCUCUGUGGAGCGGGAAGAGAAGGAGAAGGUGAAAAAGAGAGAGAAAAAACUGGAGGAUGAAGAGACCAUGCAGCAGGCCACGUGGGUGAAGUACACGUUUCCCAUCAAACACCAGGUGUGGAAGCAGAAGGGUGAGGAGUACAGGGUGACCGGGUAUGGUGGCUGGAGCUGGGUGAGUAAAACGCAUGUCCAUCGUUUUCUCACGAAGCUUCCUGGAAACACCAACGUCAACUACCGUAAAGCCCUCGAGGCAGCUAAAAAGGGAACAGACAAUCAGGCUGCUCUCUCAGAAACACCAAAAACUUCAGCGAAAACGGAUGGAAAUUCGUCUCAAAAUGAGGCUGAAAUCGCCAGUGUCCUAAACGCAUCUCUGGAUUCUUCAGAAGCACAAUCGUCUGGGGUGAAAGAUGAUGUGUUGAAAGAUGAAGAAGUUAGCGAAAAAGUUGAAAGUAAGCCGAUUGAAAACAUUGUGGAAGAGGAGAAUGUAAAUGAAGAAGAAAAAAAGAAUGAAGAAGUGGAAGAUAAUCAUGAUGAGAAAAAUGGAUCUGUGGAAAAAAUGGACAGUAGUGCUCCAGACUCUGCUGAAAAUGAUGAUAAAGCUGAUGAUACAAAUACUUCAUCAAAUGACUCUCUUGUCAAAGGAGAGUCUUUCGAAGGCGAAGUAACAAAGGAUCGCGCUCCAAGUGAGCCCCAGAAAUCCUUCUGGUAUGAUGUUGUCAAUGUCAGUGAGGGUUUCUUGCAGCGAACGGCAUACAAAAAGAUAGUCAACGCCUCAAAACUUGAUGGCCUUUUGGAGAGGCGCGUCAAACAGUUUACGCUGGAGGAGAAGCAGAGGUUAGAGAAACUCAAGAAGACAGCUGUUUCUAAACCCUCUUCAGAAACCAAGGAGUCAACAUUAGCUGCUGAAGAACAAAAGGUAAAGAUUGAAGAAAGCAUCCCAGAAACACCAAAAACCAGCAGGACAGAUGGGGUGGCAGGCCUAACUAUACAGGAAAAAGAUCAUGUGGUCAAAAAGCUUUAUUUUAACCAGGAGGGAGAACAGUCAGGAACAAACGCUUCGGGACAGAAUAAUAACCUGGAUGUCAGGUUAAGUGACUCUGGUGUAACUAAAGAACAUCAGAAAUCGCCAGAACCAGAACCCAAAAUGGUCAGUCGAGUAGCUAUGUCUGAGCUCAACGGAAAUUCACAAAGUCUUGAUCCGAGUCUCAACUUGAAUGCUAAACCAGAUAAAACGGUUUUAGAAGGUGUAUGUCCUGCACCGGAAGAAACUGGGACUAUCAUUGAAAACAAUGAGAAUAACAUAAGCGUAAAAAAAACAAUUCCCCUACAAGUCAAUGGCAAAGAUGGCCUUGUAGACUCACAAUGUGAGAAUUUGACUGAAAACGUUAACGCCAAGGAGCUAACAAGUAGCCUUGGCGAGGAAAUCAAAGCAAUAUCACAGGUGAAGUCGCUAACAAAUGGUGACGCCACACAAGAGUGUCUUAAAGAAUGGACGAAUAGCUCAAAUCCUCAGGUGAAAUCUGAUGGAGAGAAAGGGGUUUCUGACCCUGACUAUCUACCACCUCAGAAAAUGUUGAAGUUGGAAAACACCAGCCAGGGAACAGUAGACACUUCUCUUAGCUCCAUUGUACCUGAACCUUCUACAGUAGCUUCAGAACCAAACUCAAGACCCGAGGUGCCUAGUUGUAACUCAAAGAUCGAGCCCAUGCAAGUUGACGAAGUUAAACCUCUUGUUUCUUCCCCCGUCCAAUCGGCAGAAGAAUCCAGUUUAAGCAGCGACAUCACUGAAAACAGCAACAGCGUUGGGGAGAUAACAAAAGUCGUUACUCAAGUAACCACGACUACAACCACAGUAUCUACAGAGUCCUGCAAGGUGUUGUCCUCGAAUGCCAGCCUCGCUUCCAAUAAUGGGUUAUCUGUGUCAUCAGAUUGUAAGACGGAGUGUAGUAGCACCGUCUCAACGCUCUCCUCUCAAACCACAAUGACCGUCACCAAGGUUACAAACUCAUCCCAGGGAGCCCUGGUAACAAAAGAGUGCAAGACAGUUGUCACAGAAACUCGAACAGGUCCUUGCGGGUCCUCUGUGACCUCUAUGACUGUUAGUCAUGAAUAUUCCACCAAGGACAGAGUACAACUAUUAAAGUUCUCCCGCACCAAGAAAGCACGGUCCGGGACGGCACUGCCCUCGUACCGCAAGUUUGUGACCAAGAGCAGCAAGAAGAGCAUCUUCGUGCUUCCGAACGACGAGCUGAAGAAACUCGCGAGGCGAGGUGGCAUUCGUGAAGUUCCCAUUUUUAACUACAAUGCCAAGCCGGCUUUAGAUAUCUGGCCCUACCCAUCUCCGCGACCAACGUUUGGGAUCACGUGGAGAUAUCGACUUCAGACUGUUAGGUCUUUGGCUGGAGUAAGCCUGACGCUACGACUGCUCUGGGCUUGCCUCAGAUGGGAUGAUAUGGGCGUAAAGCCCUCGCCUGCCGUAGGGACAACACGGACAGAAACAUCCGACACAGAUAUCACCACCACUGAGAUCAUCAAGCGGCGAGAUGUUGGGCCUUACGGCAUCCGUUCAGAGUAUUGCAUCAGGAAGAUUAUCUGUCCCCUUGGAGUGCCUGAUACUCCAAAAGAAACUCCGACACCACAAAGGAAAGGUCUACGUUCCAGUGCUCUUAGACCAAAAAAGCCAGAACCGGCUAAGCAGACGGGGCCUGUUGUGAUCGAAACCUGGGUGGCCGAAGAAGAUCUAGAACUUUGGGAGAUAAGAGCCUUUACUGAGAGGGUUGAGAGGGAAAAGGCCCAAGCGUCUGACCCAUCUAAGAAACGGUUGGAGCAGCAGAAACCUGGUGGCACCAGCAACACAACCACCUUAACCAGCACAGCUAAUACACCUGGAUCCACUCCUCAGAAGGUGGUAGUGGGGACCGUUGGCGGUCAGGUAACGCCAGUGCCAAAAGUGGUAAUGGCCACCAAGCUGGGCUCUCCGGUGACAUUCCAGCAAAACAAGAACUUCCAGCAGUCCUUCGCUUCCUGGGUCAAGCAGGGACAACAAGGCAGUCCAGUCUCCACCAGUUCGGUUGUGACCGUGGCGGCGAGUAGCGCCACCACGCCUGGGCAAACGUUCCACAUCACGGCUGCUGCGGGGUCCAUGGGCGGCAGCGUCAUCGCGGCUAAACUGCCUGUUCCAGCCAACAGCAAGAUAGUCACUGUGAACGUGCCAACCACGCAAGGAGGUUUGGUGCAGGUACAACAGAAGGUGGUGGGCAUCAUUCCAGCCGGCACGGCGGGCAGUGCUCAAUCAUUCCCUUCAUUCCAGCCUCGUACUACCACCAUUAACAUCAGGCCCAACACGACCACAACAACGCAGCAGGUCAUAACAACUGGGACGACUAUCAGACCCGGAAUGACAGUGACUCGUUCUCCCUUGCAACAGACCGCCACUCUUGGGAAGACCAUCAUUCGCACACCGUUGAUGGUUCAACAAGGUCAGGUGCAACAGACAGUGCAGACGGGUACAGGGAGUCCGGCACUAGGCACUCCUCCCCGCCUCUCUACACCAAUCCAACCGCAGACCCCACAAACACCCUCUGCACCCCGACCACAGCAGGGUCAGGUAAAACUCACCCUGGCUCAGCUCACGCAGCUCACCCAAGGGGCUCAGCAUGGUGGGAGCCAAGGGUUGACCGUUGUGAUUCAAGGACAAGGUCAAACCACAGGUCAGCUGCAGGUCAUCCCCCAGGGCGUGACGGUUAUUCCGGGUCCCGGUCAACAGCUCAUGCAGGCGGCCAUGCCCAAUGGCCAAGUCCAGCGUUUCUUAUUCACACCCAUGGCUCCUGUAGCGGUGUCUGCACCCGCCACACCCUGCACGACAACUGCGGCGGUCGCCCCGUCCCCGGUUGCCCCCGCCACCCCUGCAGCACCCACGCUACCAGCAGUUCAGCCUGCUCCACAGCCCCCACCUCCAACCCAACUUCCCAUCAUGCCAUCACAAAUAGCACCCACAGUCCUUACCACGGCCGUUCCCCAACCUAUCUCCUCUCUGCAGCCACGCCCUCCCACACAGCUCCGCCCUCAACCACAAGCCCCGCCCCAACUCGCAACACCAGCCCCCGCACCCUUACCUGCCGUGCAGAUGCCGCAGGUGACGGUCGCAACCCCUCUGUCGCAGGUCGCCACCCUUCCCGUAGCUCACGUGGCUCAGACCACAGUAACCAAAGUCCAGCCCCAGAUCCAGCUCCCCCCGCAGCUCCUCAGCGUCCCCGGGCUUCAGCAGCAGGUCAUCUCUCAUAUCCAGAGUCAGGUAGCAGCCCAGAUUCAGGCUCAGGUCCAGCAGGUCGGGACCGUGGCUGGAAUUCCCCAGCAGAUCAAACUGCAGCUGCCUAUUCAGAUCCAGCAGCAGGGCGGAGGCCAGGUCCAGACGCACCAGAUCCAGAACCUGGUGACAAUCCAGACGUCCAGCGUGCAGGAACAGCUCCAGCGCAUCCAGCAGCUCUGCGAGAAACAGCAGCAGCAGAAGAAGAAACAGCAGGAGGCCAAGCGGGAGCAAAGCCAGCAGAACUCGAGUCAGAGUGAACUGCUGCAGAAACAGGUGGCUCAAAAGCAGAAUGUAGCCAUUGAGCAGCUGAAACAGAAGAAAACCAUGACUCCUGCUGAAAGAGAGGAAAACCAGAGAAUGAUCGUCUGUAACCAGGUGAUGAAGUUCAUCCUGGAUAAAAUCGAUAAGGACGAGAGGCAGGCGGCCAAAAAGAGGAAACGUGAGGAGUCGGUUGAACAGAAGCGCACCAAGCAGAACGCAAGCAAGCUUUCAGCUCUGCUCUUUAAACACAAGGAGCAGCUGAAAGCCGACAUCCUGAAGAAGAGAGCUCUGUUAGAUAAAGAACUCCAGCUGCAGGUGCAGGAGGAGUUGAGGAGAGAUCUCAUCAAACUGAGGAGGGAGAAGGAGAAAGCACAGGCCGUGGCUGCACAAGCAGCUGCAGCCGCCGCUGCAUCUGCCCACACGCACGCCGGCCUCUCUACGUACACGCCGACUGUCACCUCCCCCUCAUCCGCACACAAACGCAAGCGGGACGAGGAGAGGGAUGCGGCGUCCAAGUCCAAACGGAAGAAAAUGAUCUCCACUACCUCAAAGGAUAGCAAGAGGGACAUCAAGUUAUACUGCGUCUGCAAAACGCCCUACGAUGAAUCCAAAUUCUACAUCGGUUGUGACCUCUGCUCUAACUGGUACCAUGGGGAGUGUGUGGGAAUCACAGAGAAAGAAGCCAAGAAGAUGGAUGACUACAUCUGCGCAGAAUGUAAACGUGCACAGGAGGGCAGCACGGAAGAGCUCUACUGCAUCUGCAGAACUCCAUACGACGAGUCACAGUUCUACAUUGGUUGCGAUCGCUGUCAGAACUGGUACCAUGGUCGCUGUGUGGGCAUCCUCCAGAGCGAAGCUACACACAUUGACGAGUACGUAUGCCCGCAGUGCCAGUCUACAGAGGACGCCAUGACAGUACUGACGCCGCUCACAGAUAAAGACUACGAGGGUUUGAAGCGAAUCCUGCGUUCCUUACAGACUCAUAAAAUGGCGUGGCCAUUCCUGGAACCAGUAGAUCCCAAUGACGCUCCAGAUUAUUAUGGGAUCAUCAAGGAACCAAUGGACCUGUUGACGAUGGAGGAGAGGAUACAGAAGCAUUUUUACAGCAAGCUCACGGAGUUCGUAGCGGACAUGACCAAAAUCUUCGACAACUGCCGCUACUACAAUCCCAGCGACUCGCCCUUUUACCAGUGUGCCGAGUUUCUGGAGUCCUUCUUUGUACAGAAACUAAAAGCUUUUAAAGCAAGCAGGUCUCAUAACAACAAACUUCAGUCAUCAGCCUCAUAGAAUACAGCCACAUGCUGUACUAAUAAACUUUGAACAUUAAAUUCAAGACGGAACUCUGUCCCAGUCAGUCAGCCAGCCAGCAUCUGCACAUAGUUACAGCAUUUCAUGGAAUAAUGGACAGAAAGAGCUGUGGUUUGGAUCAAGAAUGGACAGUUUACAUUUUUGAUUGUUUAUUGGGUCUUGACUGGGAUGUCCUCCAUUAUUUUCUUUUUUUGGAAUAAUUGCUUUCAAAAAUGUUUUUGUGAGUUUUUAAACCCUCCCAAAUCAUGUUCGCUUUAUCCAGGACGACAGGAGUUAGGGUGCACCCGUUGAUUUUCUUGGUGAUGUGAUUCGGCACUUCUAAAGGGGAAUGUGGGCACAAUCUGCAAAUUGGUUUUUAAGAAAUUGGGUGAAAAAAUACCUAAAAUAAGAAAUGGUGCUUUAAGAUGGCACUAAGGACUGAUGAAAAUGGUCAGAAGGUAUCCUGUUUGUAUAACUUUUCUUUUGUAUUACAACUGAAAAACUAUUGAUGUAUAUGAAACAAAUAAAUGGAGGGGACAGGAUUCUCUCCUCUACAUUA